Molecule: messenger RNA, 855 nt
Organism: Halteromyces radiatus
Lineage: Eukaryota; Fungi; Mucoromycota; Mucoromycetes; Mucorales; Cunninghamellaceae
Product: ribosomal protein S10 domain-containing protein
Exons: 3
Coding region: 248-706 (152 amino acids)
Biological process (GO): translation
Cellular component (GO): small ribosomal subunit; ribosome; mitochondrion
Molecular function (GO): structural constituent of ribosome
Source: RefSeq, a predicted model, not a curated record
GCGGUGGCUUUUGGAGCGACAUUCAGAGAUGAGUGGAAAAAGCAUUUCGAUAUUUUUUUUUCUUUUUCUUUCCCUUUUUUGUUUUGCUUUUUUUUUUUUUUUUUUUAGAGAACUUACAACAUGCAUUCUACUCGUCAAUUAUUCUUAACAGUACCUCGUUUUACAUCAGUACCAACUGUUCGUACCUUUGUGUGAGUAUUGAAUGAUGGAUAAUAUACUUUAAUAAGAAUGCUGACUUAUUUGUAUUAUGAAUAAUAGGUCCACUACAAAGUCAACUAGUGUUAAGAAUAUUGAAGUGCCUAGUGUGAAUGAAACUGAUGAUUCAAGUGAAGUCUUUGAAGUGCCUCAACGAAUUGCUCCUACUCACAAUAUUACUGUAUGUAAUCUUCAAUUACGUGGUUAUUUACCUCAACAACUUGAUUUUUAUGCCGAUUUUGCACGACGAGCAGCUUUCCAUAUGGGUAUGCCUUGUUCUGGUACAGUGCCUUUACCAACACAAACUUCUAAAUGGACCGUCAUUCGAUCACCUUUUGUUCACAAAAAAUCACAAGAAAACUUUGAACGAAAAACACACAAACGAUUAUUACAAAUUAAGGAUACGCACCCGGAUGUUGUAGAACGAUGGUUACGAUAUUUGACAAUGAAUGCUCCUUCAGGGAUUGGUAUGCGUGCAACUCGAUUUGAAUUUGAUACUUUGAAAAAAUAGAUAGUUUAGUUAAUAUAUAUGGAUCAUUAUUUUUACCUUUUUUUUUUUUUUGUGAUGAUAUCCAAACCUAAUUGACAAAUUAGAUAGACGGAUAAUUAUCAUCCAUAUAGUAUAUAGUUUAUAUUCAAUAAAAGAACAAGAACAACAAC